UGGUUAAAGUUAGACCAAACAGUUCGUUCUUGGCUGUUUGCUACUUUAUCCCGUGAUAUACUUGUUGAAGUUCAUACUCUUCAAAAUUCUGCUACCAUCUGGGAACGACUGAAAUCUAGAUUUAUGGCUGCCAGCAUGGCUCGUUCUAUGGAAUUAAAACGCAUGUUCAAUAAUACUAAAAAGAAGGAAAAUCAAACCAUGGAGCAAUACAUGCGUGAAAUUCAGAAAAUUACUGAUGCCCUUGCCACGAUUAAUUCACCGGUCUCCCUGAAAGAUAUAAUUGAGCAAACACUUCUCGGUCUUGGUCCUGAUUAUGAGUCUAUAAUUACCACAUUAACUUCUAUUCCGGAGGGACUCACUUUUGAUAAACUACGGAGAUGGCUGGUUGAGCAAGAGCAACACAUUCUUUAUCUUUGCUCCCAGGAGGCGUCAUCGCCCGCUGCUUUUGUUGCUCAGCCCGCGGCCUCGGCAUCUCCUGGACAUGAUCCGAGAGGUGGCAAUCAGUAUAAUCAGGGACGAGGACAACGUGGUCAGCGUGGCAGAGGCACCCGCGGCCGAGGACGGGGAUACGGCCAGCAGCACCAGCCGAAAUACGUGGCUCCCGGGUACGGCCAGCAGACUGGCUACUACCAGCCACGGCCUGGACAGCAGCCCCAUGGGGGGUAUUUUCAGCCGCAAGCCUAUCAUCCGCCAGCUCCUCCUCAUGGACGUCCAGGCUCACCUUUAGUUGAUGGACAAUUUGGUUCCAUUCCCUCGCCAGUUGUUUGUCAUAUUUGCUAUUCACCAGGUCAUUCUGCUACUUCCUGUCCGUCUCGUUUUUCCCAGUCGUCUGCUCCUGCUCUUGCUGCACCCAUGGAUGAUACUAAUGACGUUGUCUAGUUCCCAGACUCCGGUGCUUCCGUGCAUAUGACUCCUUAGGAAGGACAAAACCACGGGGGCAACUCUUCUUCAGGCUUCCAGUAGUGGAUCCGGUCUCUACCCCAUUCGCCUAUCUCCUCCACCACCUUUGGCUUUAGUCUCUAGCGCGGCGCCUGGACCAUUGUGGCAUCGUCGCUUGGGACAUUGUGGCAGUAGAAUUUUAGAUGGUCUUAAGAAGUCGGGUCAACUAUGUAGUUUGUCUUCUUUUAAUCGUGAUUGUUCGUCGUGUCGUUUGGGUAAAUCUCAGAGAUUACCAUUUCAGGAUGUUUUUCAUAGUGCUAGUAAACCUUUAUUUUUAAUACAUUCAGAUGUUUG
Cuscuta epithymum is the source of this 1233-nucleotide messenger RNA. NCBI's taxonomy places the organism in Eukaryota, Viridiplantae, Streptophyta, Magnoliopsida, Solanales, Convolvulaceae. The record is from the annotation of a GenBank genome assembly.